AUGUCUACCUCUGAGACUUUAACAGCUCUUCGUCGGGCUCUUACCCUCGCUGAGAGAGACACAGUCUUCAAGAAUAGCACAUCCAUGAAUAAGAGUUGGGAUGGUGCAGUGCUUUUCAGCUAUGAGAAAGAAGUUGGGGAUGAUAAUGCCAAUGCCAAAGCUUCUGUCAGCAUUACUUGCACAACAUGCUACAUCCAGGGUCUAGCCACUGCUCAACUCACCAUUGAUGGCGAUUUUGACGUUAGUGACGCAUUCGGCAACUUCACAGAUGACGUGGAACAAGGGAUUGAUAAUGUUACGACUACUGUUGUUGACUAUGUCGAGGACUAUAUUGGCAACGUUACCACUAACCUUGCCGAUGGAAUUGACGUCGACGACUUCGAUCUCCCGCCCAUCGACGUCGAGUUUAACAUUGACAUUCCUGAUAUCCCUGAGUGCCAGCUGCAGUUCCAGUUCGACGGGAUGGAGCUAUAUGUCCUCAUCGACACUGUAUUAUCCGCUGGAGCUACUUAUACUCUCAAUUUGUACACAUCAGAAUCUCCUAUCGGCUUCGCUAUUGGCGAGAAUCUGGAAAUUGGCGUGAUUUUUGACAUUGAUCUCAUCCUAUCAGUUGAUGGAGAGAUUGACAUAAGCACUGGCUUCCACAUCAAGCUCGAUGAUGGUCUAGCCAUUGAUAUCCCUAUGUUUGAUGACAACAUUUCCAGCAUCGACUUUAAUGGCGGAGACUUUGAGUUUCUUCCUGUCACAAUCGAAAGCGCCGGAGCAUCUCUGAAAGCUGUUCUUCGCGUUGGCCUUCAUGCCGGUUUUGCGAUGUCCACAGCUGGUGUGUUUAGUCUAAGCGCAAGCGGCGGUGUGGAAGUCGGUGUGUAUGCACACAUCGCCGAGUUUUCAACCAAUGUCACAGCGUCAUUCGCUGGUGAUGAUGACGAAUGCAAGCUUCGCGUUGUUGAGUCGUACCAGCUUGCUCUAGGUGCUAAAGCUGGAGCAUCCGUCGCCCUUGGUACACGCACUUGGGGCCCAACACCAGAAACCGAGAUUCCGAUUUUCUAUACUACUAUGGCUGAUGCGUGUGCUAUUAGUGGCAAGGCAUCGCCAACCACCACUGCAGCUGCUAUCUCUGCAAGAGAUGACGACAGUGAUGUGACGACUACAACCAUCAGCACGGAAAUUGUCUACAAGGGCGUCUCCUGUCUUUCUGAGGGUUUGAUCAACUGCCCUGCUUCUCUUCAGACCACCAACAAGGUGACCUCUACUAGAACUUUGGUUACUGCUGUUCCGUCAGGUGUAGAUGCGGUGUUCCCCUCAUCGAUCACAAACGCGGUUCUCAAGACGGUGCCGUUUGGUGCUGGCGUGAAGUCACUCAUCAAGAGCUCAGGCAGUCCGGUCUCAUAUGUUCCACCACCGCCAACAUCUACUGGGAAUGAUGGUGGUGACGGAGAUGGAGACGUUGACAGCAUUAUCAACGGUAAGACAGGUGGUGUCUCGAACAAGUUGAUUAUCGGCUUGAGUGUGGGAUUGGGCGUCCCAUUCCUGGCUGGACUCAUCGCCGGAAUCUUGUAUUUUAUGCUGCAAACGCAGACGCUACUCCCCGGUGCCAAGGGAGGCAACAGCCUAUGUCGCGCCAGGUCUUCAAGCUUCGGAACCAUAUACCCCUGGUUCUUAUAUGUCUGA
Messenger RNA from Phaeoacremonium minimum UCRPA7, 1671 nucleotides. RefSeq lists its product as hypothetical. Bases 1 to 1671 code for a protein of 556 amino acids. NCBI's taxonomy places the organism in Eukaryota, Fungi, Ascomycota, Sordariomycetes, Togniniales, Togniniaceae. The record is from RefSeq and is a predicted model, not a curated record. The transcript has 4 exons.